Messenger RNA from Saccostrea echinata, 2259 nucleotides. RefSeq names its product SPRY domain-containing SOCS box protein 1-like. Gene Ontology annotation, biological process: intracellular signal transduction; proteasome-mediated ubiquitin-dependent protein catabolic process. Gene Ontology annotation, molecular function: protein binding. The coding region runs from base 372 to 1205 and encodes 277 amino acids. Lineage: Eukaryota; Metazoa; Mollusca; Bivalvia; Ostreida; Ostreidae. The transcript has 3 exons. The record is from RefSeq and is a predicted model, not a curated record. Gene Ontology annotation, cellular component: SCF ubiquitin ligase complex.
UACUAGCUUGGCAGCCAUGUUGAUCAUUGCCUGCUGUGAUUCACAAAAGUGGCAAUGAAAAUAAAGCAUGUAUGGACCCCCGAAUUGGCAAUUAAGAUCUCACAUUCAUAAGUAAUAUGCUAGAUAUAUCAUCUAUCAGAAAACAGCACAAGAAAUUAACGGUUGAACAGAAGUAAAAGCAGGAAGAUUAAACAAAGACAGCUUUACAGAACUCUCGCUAAGACUAUGUUUUAAGAUAAACCCUUGCUUACAAAUUGUGACAGACUAAAUUUGCAAAUGAUCUAAUCAGAAAAAGCCCAAUUGAAAUACAUUCAAUUUUAGUCAACACAUUUUUUCAUUGGUAGAGCCUGCCCCAAUAUCAUUGUCAAGAAAUGAGCAUGGGGCAGAAAGUGUCUGGUGGCAUAAAAACCGUGACAGCUCGAGAAUCGUCGUACAAGGCCCUGUAUAAAGGUGACAUGGUGUACAAUCCGGACUAUCAGAAGCCAAGCCGACUAGACAUGCUUCUUGACAUGCCGUCCCCGAAUAAGGAGUCACAAGUGAACCAUUCCUGGAACGCAGACGAUAGAUCAUUAAAUAUAUUUGUGAAAGAUGAUGAUAAGUUGACAUUUCACCGUCAUCCAGUUGCUCAAAGUACAGACUGCAUUCGGGGGAAAGUGGGUUAUACACGAGGACUACAUGUGUGGGAAAUCAUAUGGAGUACUAGGCAGCGCGGCACCCACGCUGUGGUGGGGGUAGCUACCAGUGACGCCCCCUUACAUUGUGUGGGUUAUCAGUCUCUUGUAGGCAGUAAUUGUGAAUCUUGGGGAUGGGAUCUGGGAAGAAAUAAACUUUACCAUGACGUUAAAAAUAAUCCUGGUGUGACAUAUCCUAGUCUGAAUUCGGACGAGAACUUUGUUGUCCCGGACAGUUUCUUGGUUGUAUUGGAUAUGGAUGAGGGCACACUCAGUUUUGUGGUGGACGGACAGUACCUAGGCGUGGCCUUCAGAGGACUGAAAGGGAGAAAACUCUAUCCAAUUGUCAGUGCGGUGUGGGGGCAUUGUGAAAUAACAAUGAAAUACAUAGGCGGGCUGGAUCCGGAGCCCCUGCCCUUGAUGGACAUCUGUCGGAGAAUCAUCAGGCAUCAACUGGGUAAAAAUAGACUACACGAAAUUCCUAGACUACCGUUACCAAACCCACUUAAAAGUUACUUACUCUACCAGUCUUAGUACAUCAUUGUGUAGUCUGUAUCAUACUCCAGUCUCCUGGCUCUUUCUAUUUCUUGAGGACCUGGUGCUUGGUGAUAAAAACAGAGUUAGUCCUCUAGGAGAGAAAACAAGUUCAAGAUGGAGGGGACAUAUUUGUGAAAAGGCAGUCCUCAAAAGACAGGUGUAUAUCUAAUUAAGUCAUUACUGUUUGAUCUCAUAGGGACUUCUGAUAUUUGUAAACAGUACACAAGUCAUUAGGAAUAUUGACAAAGAUAUAUUUAGAACCAAAUAAUUUUGCAGUAGGAAUAACUGGAAGAUAGAGUCAUUAUGUAUGUUCAUGAUGUAUAUGGGCUCUAAGAAUGAAGGGCUAAUGUUGAUGGAAUUAAUGUCGAACAAUUCUGUAAUGUUGUAAAUUCAGAUUUUUAAAAUUGUCUCUUGAGAUAUAAGUACUUUAUACUAUUUGUAAAUUGCAUUUCAUCAAUGACUGGGUUCUGUGAACCUGAGUCAGAGAUAGGACAGAUAAGAAUAUAUUCCACAUCAUUCAAAUUUCAAAGGGCCAUUACAAGAAGAGUAAUCUCCUCCUGACUGAAGGUUUGUGUGUGUGUGUGUGUGUGUUAAGAUUUUAUCAUGUGUGUUAAUAUUGUGUUAUAACAACAAGCAAGUGCAGGAACUGAUGAAAAAUUGUGCAAAUUUUGUCUCUUUAGUGUGUGUGAGAGGGUGUGUGUGUGAUUGUGAGGGUGUGCAUGUGAUUGUAUGUGUUUGUGAGCGAGUUCUGUUUUUAUCCCUGCCCUCUGUGUUGUAAGUCUAGUCAAUAGCGAUGUCUUACUUCCAUUUAUAGAUGUGGUAUCAAUCUGAGAGUGAGAGGAUUAUUUAUGUGAUUAAGAGAGCUUUCUGAGAAAGCACAUCGGUAGUAGCUGGUAAUCAAUUGUACAAGAAGGUCCUCUCUUUUUAUUAUUUUACCUCCAUUGAGAUAAAGUCUCAAGUAAGAUUUUCUGAUCACAUUUAGAUAUCUGUUUGUCUGUUACAUAUUUUUUAACAUGUUCUCCCCAAGGAACACUGGACUUUUUUUGUAGGG